GUGAUUUGCUCAAAUUUUAAAUGAAAUACGUCCGUCUUUUUUCUGGGAAAACGUAUUAUAGUUUACCAUUGUUCUGAAACUUGUCGUAAAAAAGAAGGCUCAUAGAGAUGUCAUUAGUUGGACAGUGAGGCCAGGAUUACUUAUUGUUUUUGGUCUUCUCAUAUUCAUUUCUAGUAUUAAUCAACUGAAUUUAGCGUUAUCUUCGCGCCACUCGUAUUUCGUCUGCUACUGUCCCAUAUAAUGUAAUAGAUCCCCUCCGUGUUCCUCGGAACCCGGUCGAUCCUUUGUAUUCGAUGUACCGCAUAGCGACCUGCUGACGACGACAGAAAGCAGCACCGUGCUAUGUGUACACCUGCAUGCCAAUCAUCUGUUCGAUCGACUACUUGCCGCUGCCCUUCCAGCCUUCCUGUCUAACUGUCUGACUGUCUGUCAAUGAUCGUCGACCAAACCGUUUGCUCGCCAGCUAGCGCAUAUGCGUCACCGACGCUAUGCUUCCUGGUGUCACUUCUGUGACGGUGGCAAUACGAUAAGCGGGUAGCUAAGGAGACCACUUGACCUGUCAUUCGCCGUACGUCUAUCACUGCGUUCACUGCUGCCGAGAGAGCCGUACUCAUGGGAUAGACGAGGCAAACAAAUCCAAACAGGUGAAGAUUUACGUGGAGCGCGUACGCACAACACAAACAAAGUAAUUCAGGUGGGAAAAAAGAGUUGAGCAGGAGCACUCUCGGCAUUACACAGCUUCUGAUGAUGAUAGUCAUAGUGGUAGUGGUAAGCCGGCGGGAGCGCAAGCCAUGAAGCAACCGGAGCCCCGACGAGUCUACGAGUCGUUUUAUCUAUUGUGUUGGUCUUAUUGCCCUGUGACGUGUCAAGAGGAGCGCUAAGGCAUCGUUGUCAACGGUAACUUUCAGUCUGAGGUGAGCACAAGCAAGACAUACAGCAAAGGCUAACUGGAUCCUAUUUCAAGUGACGGUCUAUGCAUAAAUGCUAAUGCUUUCUGGCGUUAGGGAGCAACAACACCAGAAACGACAUGACUCCUCGACUAGGACGUUUUAUCAAAUUGUCAUUGGUCCUCAUAGCUUGUCUUUUCUUCGUUGUGAUCUUUCUGUUUCCUAAUCCGGAAGGGAACCGUGUUCUUCAGCCCGAUGCAUUGGAACUUCAGCAGAAACUUGAACAGCAACAUGCUGAAUUAGUAGUACAUCCUCCGGAGGCGGCUGCUCCAGAUAAUCCUAAUGAGCUACCCGUGUUCAGGGCUGGCGAACUGGGUAACUUCGAAAGACCAGAGCCCAUAAUUAUUGGGCCCGGCGAAGGUGGCAAGCCGUAUGUUAAAACCGGACGCACUUCGGAACAGCAGAAGCUAAAAAGUCAGUAUGGAAUGAAUAUUAUUGUAUCCGAUACGAUUUCGCCGAAUCGAACCGUGCCAGAUUUCCGAUUGGACGAGUGUAAGUAUUGGCACUACCCAGAGCAUAUGCCGAAAGCUUCAGUAAUUAUUGUAUUCCAUAAUGAGGGUUUGUCUGUCCUCAUGCGCACGGUACAUUCCGUAGUGAAUCGAAGCCCCCGACAAUUUUUACAUGAAGUUGUACUGGUCGACGAUUUCAGUGACAAAGCAAACUUGCAGCAGGAACUGGAGGUUUACAUCGAAAAAAACUUCCCACUUGGGCUCGUACGCUUAGUUCGUAAUCCCGAACGAAAAGGCCUUAUCGGUUCACGAAGUCAAGGUGCUGAGGCAGCGAAGGGCGAAGUGAUCGUCUUUCUGGAUGCUCAUUGCGAGGUGGGGCAGAACUGGUUGCCGCCGCUCCUUGCUCCAAUCAAAGCAAACCGUAAAACAAUGACUGUGCCUGUAAUCGACGGCAUCGACCACGAGAACUUCGAAUACCGGCCGGUGUACCACGGGAAACAGCAUUUCCGGGGUAUAUUUGAGUGGGGAAUGCUCUAUAAGGAAAUCGAGAUUCCAGAAGAAGAAAUCAAACGACGAAAAUACCAUUCUGAACCUUACAAAUCACCAACGCAUGCCGGUGGCCUCUUUGCUAUGGACCGUAAAUACUUCCUGGAGCUAGGAGGUUAUGACCCGGGACUACUGGUUUGGGGCGGAGAGAAUUUUGAGCUAUCAUUCAAGAUUUGGCAAUGUGGAGGUCAAAUACUGUGGGUACCGUGCUCUCGAGUCGGACAUGUUUACCGCGGCUUUAUGCCUUACUCGUUUGGCGAUUUGGCUAAGAAACGAAAUGGGCCUUUAAUUACAAUUAAUUACAAGCGCGUUGUUGAGGUGUGGUUCGACGAAUUUAAAGAAUAUUUUUACACUCGUGAGCCUUUGGCUCGAGGCUACGACGCGGGCGACUUGACAGCUCAGCUCGAAAUCAAGAAACGUUUGCAAUGUCGAUCAUUUUCCUGGUUUAUGAAAGAGGUAGCUUACGACGUUCUAAAGCAUUUUCCCUAUUUGCCUCCCAAUAAUAAGUGGGGCCAUAUUAAACCUGUCUUGGAUGAACGCUGUGUGGACUCAAUGCAUGCGCAUCCGCCUAGUAACGCUGGUGUCACAUACUGCCACGGCGGCGGCGGAAACCAGUUGUUUAGACUAAACGAAGAGGGUCAAUUAGCGGUCGGAGAACGAUGUGUUGAUGCAAACGCAAACAAUAUGUUUCUUAUUUACUGUAAAUUAGGCACCGUUGACGGACCGUGGUCGUAUGAUCCUAAUACCAAACAAAUGAAGCACACCAAGGGUUCUGUAACUCGAUGUUUAAGAUUUGAUGGAGAAAACCUAAAGCUGGCUAACUGCGCCAGUACGGACGAGCAGCGUUUCAACUGGGAAGAAAUACAUUAGAUAGUUUACAGCCAAGAAACUAUUGACGACCUACGCUGUGCAAUUAUCAAAACCAGAGCAUUCGAAUUGAUAUGUAUAUAAGCUGAUGAGGAAACACUGAUCUAAUUGGGAUGAUCCAAUGACUUAGCUGUCUUAAAUGAAGAAAUAUGUAUCGACGAUUUAUACCUAAACUGCUCACUCAACAAGUGUAAAUAUAUAUUUAGCGUACUUU
Varroa destructor (honeybee mite) is the source of this 3023-nucleotide messenger RNA. It is a transcript of the gene Pgant7, whose product is annotated as N-acetylgalactosaminyltransferase 7. Gene Ontology annotation, molecular function: polypeptide N-acetylgalactosaminyltransferase activity. The record is from RefSeq and is a predicted model, not a curated record. Gene Ontology annotation, biological process: protein O-linked glycosylation. NCBI's taxonomy places the organism in Eukaryota, Metazoa, Arthropoda, Arachnida, Mesostigmata, Varroidae. Gene Ontology annotation, cellular component: Golgi apparatus.